GACACUCGUUUAAACUAACAAAGGAACUGCAGAUCAGCUGUUGACCGACAGUUUGCCUGUGUAUCUUACAUCCUAUUUCAUCAGUAGGGCUCACUGUAGUCCACCAUAGAUUAAAGUUAUGCUGGAGCAAAAUGGUGAUAUUCUAUAUGGCCAGUUCAAUGGCGUUGCCGCAAUUAAAAACGACCUCAUUAUUACCAGAUCAAGGAGUCUUUCAGUUCGUGAUGAGGAAAUGCUACGCCUUAUAGGCCAGUAUCUCUGUGACAAGGGAUUUAAUGGCACAUAUACUCAGCUUUCCAGAGAGUCUGGGAUCACCUUGGAACACAACGAUGCAACAGAGUUGCGUCAUGCUAUUUUGGAAGGUAGAUGGCUUGAUGCUGAAGCCGCAAUAGACAAGUUAGCACCCAUGAUAGGGGAUCUAAAUAGUGUUGAAGAAGUCCGAUUUUUAAUAUUAGAACAACAGUUUCUGGAAAAUUUGGAAGCCAAUGAAGUAAUGCCUGCCGUUACUCUUCUACGUAAUCGUAUCACACCUAUGCAACGUAAUACAGAGCGAGUACAUACUUUGGCCAGUUGUUUGAUGUGUAGAACUGCUGUUGAACUCCAAGCACAAGCAGGUGGUUGGGCUGGAGUAGAUGCUGGCAGUCGUUUACAACUGAUCAAUCGAAUACAAGCCUUUAUACCAGCACAGACAAUGUUACCACCUGGGAGACUAGAAGAGUUGAUCAAUGAAUCUGUUCGUGCACAGUUGGCUUCAUGCAUAUUUCAUAAUCCUCCGAUGGGUGUCCAAACUGAUAUACAUAAUAUAUCAUUACUACAGCGCCAUUCGUGUGGCAUGCAAGAUUUCCCAGCAUUUUGUAUCCAAACUUUGGACCAUCAAAGAGAUUCUGAUCUGUGGUUUUGUCAGUUUUCUCCAGACGGUAGCUAUUUAGCAACUGGUGGUAAAGAGGCAAAUGUUGACGUUUGGCGUGUAGACUCUGUACGACAUGCUGUCUCAUUUUUCCGAGUGUUAACUACACCUGCAUAUAUCGGCUGUCUGUGUUGGUCACCUGAUUCUAAAAAAUUGGCAGCCUGUUGUGGAGAAGAACAAAGUUCCGUCCUAGUAUUCGAUGUAUUCAGUGGUCAACAAUUAUGCAGCCAGAAGGUAAACGAUGAAGAUGUCUAUUCAACUGCCUCAUUUUUCUCUGAUAGUCGUAAACUAGCUUUUGGUGGUUUGAAAGGGAGCUUCUAUGUAAUGGAUACGGAAGAUCAGGGUCGUGUACUCGCCGUGGUUGAAGGUUAUCGUGUACAAAGUAUGGCGGCUAUAUUCCCACCGAUACCAAGUAUGCUUUUGCCUAAUGGCACAGAAUCUGUCCAAGUCAACCCCCCACCAGAUAGAUCUACUCCAGGUGCACCAGAUUCGCCAGCAAAUGGAUUACUUCAAAAUGGUUCCACAAACGAUGCAGUGAAUAAUCGUUCAGAAAAUCAAAUCGACCAAUUGUUAGUUGCAGACAGCCUACAUAGAAUUCGAUUAUUUAGAUUUGGUUUAGUUUGUUCAAAUACGUCGUCUAAUAAUACAAACACUACAGCGGAUACUGCUGACAUACCACUAAGUACAGUCACCACACCACAUGAAACUAGUACCACAUCUAUAUCGACUGUAACCAUUUCCACUCUGUCUGCUUCAUCUUAUGCUCAUACACCUGGUGAAGAGAUCACAACCAGUACAACUAUCGCAACAACAUCAACUACUACUAGCAGUAGUACUAUCAGUACUACUACUGCAUCAGCAUUGGCUGCCUAUUUAUGUUCAAGUGGGAGUGCACCAGGUGCUCCAACUUCAGUUAAUAUUUCUACAUCAGCUAGCACUGGUACAACUAAUCCGGGUAAUGUUAGAAGUAGUGAUAGUAGUGAUAAUAACAAUAAUAGUGUAGUUGCCACAAGUACUACAGGAGAAAAUCCUGGUGUAGCGACAGCAUUAGCUGUUGCACGAUUAGCACAACAACAACAACAACGUUUAUUACAAUCGUCAAAUCCUAUGACAACAACAAAUCCAGCAUCAACAUUAACUGGUAAUUUAUCUUCAUGGUAUCAACAAUCUGGUGCAUAUCAAGGAUCAACAAGUCUAGCGUAUACAUCAAGCUCUUCUACAUUACCACCGGGUAUUUUAUUAGAUAUGCCUAUAUUACCUGUCAGUUUAACUCGUCUUGGACCACCCACAACUCAGGGUUUGCAAGCUCAAUUAGGUAUUCAGCCUAUAUUGCAUCCAACGGGUUCGUUGCAUGGUUCAUCUGGUGCAAAUAAUCUAGGCACUACUGGUAGUAGUUUAACUAUUUUAUUCGGUGCUCCUUUGGAUAGAACUUCAGCUUCUUAUGCAACUACUCCAGUUGGUACUUCUGGUUCAGUAACGACCACUCCGACAGGUGUACGAGCUUUAGCUGCUGCAGCUGCCGCGUUAGCCAGUGUAAACAGUCGUCAAGUUCAUUCUGUCUCUAGUGGUACAACAAUGCUAACAGUGUCUGCAUCACCUGAUAAUAGUGGAGUAGCUACAGGUCGUUCAUCUGUUUCCGUAACAAAUAUUGGCUCCACCGUGAGUACAUCUACUUCUACUAUUGGUACUACUACUGGCUCUCCAUCUAAUCCGACUACAGUUUCAGCAUCUCUACCAGCGACUGGAUUUUCUACAUCAACAACCAGUACAACUACAAAUGCUCAUGCUAGUAGUGUGUCUACAAAUGGCAGUAAUUAUGGCUUAAUAGAUCAUAGAACUCUUUUUAAAGAAACGCAUCCUGUUCAAUCAAUUAUGAUUUCACGCUCAGGAACUAUGGCACUUCUUACUAUACAUAAGAUGGGAUUACAUUUAUGGGAUUUAGAAGCUUGUGCUAUUCUACAACGAUUUGUUGGGCAUAAACAAGAUACUUUUCGAUUGUAUUCUACAUUCGGUGGAGCUAAUGAAGAUUUCGUAGCUACAGGAAGUGAAAAUGGUCGAAUACACAUUUGGCAUGUCGGUAGUGGUAGUCAUCCUAUACAUUCAUCGCCUGGUACGGGAAACAGAGAUCCAAUUACGUGUGUUCAUUGGAAUCCAGUAUUGCCUACAAUGAUCGCUUCAGUGAAUGAUGCUGGUGAACUAUGCAUUUGGGGACCACAACGUAAGUGAUCCGUUUUUCAUUUUGCCUUUUGCCAUCUAUAUGGUAAUAAUUCAGAAUUACGGCAGAAGUAUAUUGCACGGUCAAACCAAUCAAAUUCAUGAUGACUGCUAUCAGAUUCCAAUGCUAAAUUCGACAUCCAGCGAUGAACAACUUGUAAAUUAUUUAGGACUAUGUAAAAGCUCAGCAAAAUUUACCGAUAUUUCUUUACUGAAAAGACUAAUCAUCAUCACAAAACUGGUAACUAAUAACAAAUCUUAUAGUGUCAAUGAGAAAUUUAUUUUUCCACGAAAACCGUAGAAAACAAAUAGACCUAAAAUGCACAACACAUUGAUGGCAGGAUUUUUGAAUUUUUCGAAACAGACCGGAAGGUUCUUGAAGUUGUGCUAUACUUUUUAUGGGCGAACCAAUCAGAUUUAGGGUAGUACCUCGUGGAUAUGGGCGCGAAACUCAUUUAUUCGGCUGCGAACGAUUCUUGCAUUAUAGUUGAUGUCACUGUGAUGAGAACCCUAACUUCGGCAGCUGUUAUAAGUUAACUAGAACCAACUUCUUUCAUGUAUUGCUUAUUAUUUUCUACGGGCUUAGACAUCAGGGUCACUUAUUUCUCAGCUGCUUAAUAAUUACGAUACGUUUUCCUGGUUUAGGUUUGUUUUAACCCACUAAUUAAUGUUAAACAUUUGUAUCUAGUCAGUUUUAUUUUCUAUAAUUUAGUACAUUAUUCUCAUAUGUUGUUUGCGAAAGUAUAAAGCGAUCAAAUUGGAGCUUAUUUGUUGUAUGGUCUGCGGUGAAAAUAAAUUUCACAGAAGUAAAACAAAUUGUAAACCUUAGCACAUGGAAAUGUAUGACUGUUAAGCAGCCUUGAUGUGUAUAUGUAUAUAUUCCGAUUAAUCAUUUACUUCUUUUCUUCGUGAAUUUACUCACGACAAGUUUUAUGUUUUUUGUACAUUUUUUGCAGGUUAUGCAUUAGGUAACGGUCAACCGAUGGAUUCGUCAACUUAAGUCUUCCACAUUUACAUACCUAUCAAACACAAAUCCAUACUUGAUUUUUUGGUCUUAUAACAUUCGCUCUUCCUCUUUUUCAGUUAAUUUUUACUGUCCACGACUGUUUUGUUAUUGGAAAACAAGCUCCUCUGGAAUCAAGCGUCACUCAAUUACUAUUCCUCUACAUAAGUAAACAGCUCCCAUAAUCUAUUGUUUUACAUAUAUUACUACUAUUAUUGGCUGUAUCACUAAUAAUAAUAGUGUGUACAUUGCCUAUUUUGAUCUGUUUGUGAACUUUACGGACGUGUGUAUUGUAAUAAUCAAACGUCAAUAUUCUACGUGAACUUGAAAACUGGAUGGUAUUCUGAAACGACCAAUUUUUCCUACUAUAAUAUCUCAAACUUUGUGUCCGUGUUUAUCUGAUUGAAUUCCACUCUACAAGUGUGCUCAAACCCAGUUUUUUAGACGUAGUAAUUUCGGCUGUUUUAUUUCUUUUGUUGUUGUUGUUAUCGGUUAUCACUAAUUUAUACUUUUUUGAGUUAAACCACUAAUUUGUUUCCUUUAGAGACACUUUCGCACUAUUCAGCCUCUUCCCAAUAUAUGUACCUAUAUUUUUCUUGUUCUACUUCUUAAUAAGCAAAGUUUUGUUUAGAAAGAGAAAAGUUAAAAUCGCACCGGAUUUCUCUAAAACUUUUGUGCACACGAUGUUAUCCUGUUUGCAUGGAUCAGAAAGAUGUGUUUCCAUUAGUUCUAGUUUCAUUAUUUUCCCUUGUAAUAGUACUUGUUCAAUACUUAAGCCAAUCCUUUCUUUGAAUUAGACUAUUGUAAUGAUGACACAUAUAUUUUUUAAUAGGCAAGUAAUCUUUCUUUUAGGUUUGUUCUCAAUAUGUAAUUACAGCCUUGGUGUCUAGGUUUGCAGGUGUAGUGAAACACUUGGAUUCUUUGCUAGUCCUAUAAUGAAUUCAACAAUUCCUUUUCUGUUAGUAUAUAUGUUGUUUAUUUUAGUUCAAUCCCUUAACAGACAUUAUUUCCUUUCUUUAAGCUAAAAUUACAACAUUUUUUAAAAAAAAAAUCAGAAGUUAUUAGAACUAGGCUAAAAGUCAUGCUUCAGUAAACUUUGUUAACUGGUAGGACUUAUAUUUCAAAAGAGGAAAAGUUGUUUACCAUUCGAAUAUAUGAUUGUGUUGGAUAAGAAUAUAACCUUUUUGUAAUCUUUAUUUCUAAGGAAAUAUUUGGUGUGAUUAUUUUGCCACAUAAUAUAUUCUAUAGUGAAUCAAUAUUUAUUAGUAUCGCUAAAACUACUAUUAUCAUUCUAACUUUUAUUUAUAUUACACUAGUUUAUAUAAGUGCAUACUUUUUUCGUCUUGUGUUUUGAAAUAUAUUUAUUUAUUUAAUUAUCAGUUUCAUUUGUUUGUUUAUUUUUCGUGGUUCUAAAUACUUUGUUUUGAGUAUUCUUUUAUUCAAAAUAACUUGGAUUAUACUAUAAUCACUACCGUUUUUUUUAAAUAUUAUAUAUAUAUAUAUAUAUA
Schistosoma spindalis is the source of this 5629-nucleotide messenger RNA. Lineage: Eukaryota; Metazoa; Platyhelminthes; Trematoda; Strigeidida; Schistosomatidae. The record is from the annotation of a GenBank genome assembly.